Entelurus aequoreus (snake pipefish) is the source of this 632-nucleotide messenger RNA. RefSeq names its product protein ripply2-like. NCBI's taxonomy places the organism in Eukaryota, Metazoa, Chordata, Actinopteri, Syngnathiformes, Syngnathidae. The record is from RefSeq and is a predicted model, not a curated record. Gene Ontology annotation, biological process: negative regulation of transcription by RNA polymerase II; embryonic pattern specification. Gene Ontology annotation, cellular component: nucleus. The coding region runs from base 174 to 503 and encodes 109 amino acids. The transcript is spliced from 2 exons.
AGUUUGGUCCAUAUGGUGUGAGGUUUGCUCCAGUGUGACUUCACACCUCCACACUUUGGAGACGCGUCAAAAGUCCAAUUUGGCAGCGCGGAUAAAAAGGAGGACCUUGGCAUCCCCUCGGACUCACAUCGGAACCCCCACGCUCCGAGGAUCGUACAUUUUUCACUGCAGCCAUGGACGUUGGUGGAUUUAAUCUUUUGGCUCCACGCGGCAACAACGACGCGAACCCGCAGUCUCGCCUGUGGAGACCGUGGACCGGAACCGAGACCAGAACAACUGCUGGAACGCAGCCACCCAAACCGGCCAUGUUCGUCCACCCAGUCAAGUUAUUCUGGCCCAAAACCAAGUGUUUCGACUACCUGUACCGAGAAGCCGAGAUGCUCCUGCGGAACUACCCGGUCCAGGCGACCAUCUGCCCCUUUAACGACCCCUCCAGCAGCGAGGACGACAGCGAGGAAGAGGAGGAGGACGAUGAUGAAGAGGAGAUGGACAAACUCAACUAAAAGGACUUCCACAAAAAAAAAUGCUUUAAUAUAUUUCUAUAUUUAUUGCUGUGAAUAACUGUAAAUAUCUUUUUUUUCUCUCAAAAACUUUAUGAUGCAUUUAAGUUAUUUUAGUCAACGUUUCUACCU